GACCCCAUUCAACAGGAAGCUCGUCUAUCGAGGCUGCGGGUAUUUAAUAUUGCGGGGUAGCCGGUAGGCGUCCUGUAUGAUUUAUCACUAGGCUAAAAUCUCAUCCUGUGACCAUCUGAUCUCAGAUUUAUCCAUGACAGCAUGAACUUAGCUCCAGAGAAUCCCUCGGGCAACAAACUUCUGUAUGCCGGCUUCAACCAAGAUCAUGGUUGUUUUGCCUGUGGUAUGGAGAAUGGCUUCCGUGUGUAUAACACAGAUCCGCUGAAAGAGAAAGAGAGACAGGAUUUCAGCGAUGGUGGGGUUGCACAUGUGGAAAUGCUGUUUAGAUGUAACUACUUGGCCCUAGUUGGUGGAGGAAAGACACCCAACUACCCACCAAACAAAGUGAUGAUAUGGGAUGACGUAAAGAAGAAGCCCGUCAUUGAGCUGGAGUUUUCUGGUGAGGUGCGAGCGGUCCGGCUCAGGCGAGACCGGAUAGUGGUUGUCCUAGAUACCAUGAUCAAGGUCUACACGUUCACCCAGAAUCCUCAGCAGCUGCAUGUUUUCCAGACCUCAACAAAUCCAAAAGGUCUGUGUGUUCUGUGUCCGAACAGUAACAAUUCUCUGUUAGCGUUCCCGGGACGCAGGACAGGACAUGUUCAAGUUGUUGACUUAGCUAGCACCGAGAAGGACCCGGUAGACAUUGCUGCCCAUGACAAUGCCUUGAGUUGCUUAACGUUCAACCAUCAAGGCACAAGAUUAGCAUCUGCAUCAGAAAAGGGAACUCUUAUUAGGAUAUUUGACACAAGUAACGGGACCCAACUACAAGAGCUGAGACGAGGCUCAGGCAGUGCCAACAUUUACUGUAUCAACUUCAACCAAGAUUCUUCACUGCUGUGUGUUUCAAGUGACCAUGGCACUGUCCAUGUAUUCGGAGCAGAGGACCCAAGGAAGAACAAACAGUCGAGCCUUGCAUCUGCCAGUUUCCUGCCCAAAUAUUUCAGUUCCAAGUGGAGUUUCUCCAAGUUCCAGGUUCCAGGCAAUGCUCAGUGCAUCUGUGCAUUUGGUGCCGACUCCAACUCAGUCAUAGCAAUCUGUGCCGAUGGUAGCUACUUCAAAUUUGUCUUCAACCAGAAAGGGGAAUGCAGCAGGGAAGUAUAUGAAAACUUCCUAGAAAUGACUGACGAGAAGAUGUGAAAUGUAUAACCCCCCCUUCUGUGAGACCCCACCCCCAUUCAGUAAUUUAGGAGCUGAUGUUGUGGUAGGGUGCCACGCAGCAUGAAAUCUCCCCGCCUGAGGGUAUUAUCGGAAACAUGCCUGAGGCUGGAAUCUGUUUUAGUAGCUUUGUAAAUAUAAUAAUUAUGUGAAUUUUGUAGCAGUCUGUUUUUAUUCCACUUGAAAAUAAAUAUCAUCACAGUCCUGAUCGGACAGCUUGAGCAAAGCACAGUCCUGAUUGGACAGCUUGAGCAAACCGCAGUCCUGAUUGGACAGCUUCAGCAAACCACAGUCCUGAUUGGACAGCUUCAGCAAACCCCAGUCCUGAUUGGACAGCUUCAGCUCAUUAUUGAAUGUGAAUGAAAAGAUUUUACAUACGUGCUCAACAUUCAUGUUGAGAGUGAGUACUUUAUUCAAAUAAUAAAGCAGACCUACAGCGGGGCCUGCAUUGUCUGCUUGUGGCAAUUCAAUGCAUGUAUUUCCAUACCCGGUUAGUCAGCCAUGACGUUGUGUUUGAUUACAUGCAGCUGACCAUUGAAGCAGACUUUUUAGUGUUGCAUAUCUGUUGGCAGACCUGCACACUCUUUGCAUACUAAUCAAGGCCCAGUUUUCCUGGUGACAUGAAGUAGGAAUCUAUGCGUACAUGUACUUACACACAGAAUGUGCUGUUAAAAUAGUCAGUCUAGGAAGUCUGUGGGCCAGUCUGGGCUGGUGCAUUAUUUUAGAAUGCAUGGUGGUUCUGAAUCUUUCAGGUUGCAGUUUCAGGAAUUGGCAUGUUGGCGGACGCUGCAUAAGGUAAUCCAUUGUAACACUAAAUGAUGCCAAUGACUGAUUCACAGAAUUGAAUAUUUUUAUUGCUUACGUCUAGAACUCUUCGUUUGCACUGUGGUAGUUUCCUCGUUACAUACAACCAAAGCUUCUGAUGAAAAUCAGAAUUCUUCUUUAGAUAUUGCCAGUUGGACAGGAAGUUUUUGGUUGUCAUGGCCCAAACGGCUGAGCCGUUUUGUGCCGGUCUCAGGCUGCUUUUUUUUUGUACCAUCAGACUUCAAAGUUGUUAUCACAAGAAUAAGUCUCAUAGUGCCAUAGGAACAUCAAAUAAGAUGCACAGAGCAAAAUAUUGAAGUACAUUAAUUCAAUUUGAAUGCUUCAGGCCUACAGUCGGGGAUUAAUUUUAAAGAUGUAGCCUGAGACGCAGACAGGGUCAAGCUUUAGAAAAUGGCCCUGCUAUAUUUAGUAAUAGUUCAUUCCUAUAUUGUUUGUUAUAUCUCACUUUUUUUUCGGCCAGUAACGCUUGAUUACGACUUCAUUUUAGCUUUGUUUGUGUGUUAAGCUUUGCCUGGUAUGUUGUAUAAACAGUCCUUUAAAUCGACUGUGAAUCAAACAGCAAUAGUUGAAAAUAAACAAAUGAAAUAAUACAUUGCCAUGAGAUGAAUUACACUGUAAAGUAUAAUAUGAAAAUUCAUGCAGUCCAAACUUUGCCAAAAUAUUUUUUUUAUUUUGACCUUGUAUUUUAAAAUGUCAAGUCAAGAUCUGUGAUGCAUAUUUUGCGAGCAAUUCUUCUCAGUGUGUUGAACUUACUUUCACAAUUGUACGAUUGCUUUAUGAAAAAGCUAGAAGCUUCCCCAGAUGUUGUUAUUAGAUGCAAACCCCUUUGUAAGGUGUUAUUAUUCAGUUUCACCUUGAGAUAAUGUUGGAAUCAGGAACUUUGCAUAAAUUGUUCAUGUGUGCCGUUUUGCCGAUCAUCAACGACCAUUUCAUUUGGUUGUAUCGCAGUCAUCCUGUUUGAUUUAUUCUGGAAUCUUAGAAGGCAGAAGGGCAUACACAUGUUUGUAAAUGUUGACGACUUUAAAGUAAAACUGAAUUGGUGAUGUUGAUGAACAAGAAAUCCACAUGGCAAAUUCAUUAUAGUUUUGAUUGAUUCUGGGAGGCAAACUGUUCUGUUUUGUUUGUUCAUGGCAUGUAAAGGAAGACCAUGAUUUUCAUUGGCAGUAUUUUGCCAUCAAGUAGUGUUCCCAGCAUGGUACCUUUGCUGAAUGGGGCCUGAAUUAUAACCCCCCCCCCAUCACAUCUUUGAUGCAUAAUGCUUUUAUUUUGCUGAAUUGAAAAUCAUGGUCUUUUCUUUUCAAUAUAUCAACGAGAGUCUUCAGCACCAUCUUUGUAAUCGCACCCUCCUCAUUCAAUGUGAUAGCCUUACAAAAGCUCUAAAUUCUGCUGGGAAAUUUUGUCGAUAACUGUAAAUAUUUAUCAAAGCAAGCAUACAUUUUUUGGUGAAAUUAUUUACUUUCGAGUAAGGAGUGGUCAUUACAAUUUCCCUCAAAUACCUGACCGUAAGCAGUAAUUGUCGAAAGAAUUUUAUUCAUGCCCUCUGUACACUUGAAAAACUGUGGUGUUAAAUUCGUGUUAAUUUACGGGGAUGAGAUUUGCUCGGAGUUCUCCUGAUUUCAGGAUCUUUCCGUCAGGAUUUCCAUGUUUUCUGGAUUUUCAACCAAUAUCUUAUAAAUUUGGAAACUCUUUAGUUUACCAUUUCAGUUAUUGUAAGUAUAAAAGUUGAUGUACAGUGUUUGCAUAGCUGCCAUCUUUCAGGCAAAUACUAUUUCACAAGAUGCAUGUAAAGGAGGCUUCCCUUUCGAAAAAAGAACUACCCUGCAACAUGGUUACCACGCAAAGCCUCUACAGGACACAACAAAUCGUUAUACCAUAAGGGGUACAUAUGGGCAAUUGAAAUGCUGCUGUGGGGUUUUAAAAACCGCUGGCGAUGUAUUUCCUAGAUAUUUCAUUGUUGUCCAAUCUCAACCCUGAAUUUAACACCCUCGAUGUUAUUAGAGGAUUAAACCCAGUCUUGUGUGGUCCUCGGGUAACACCACAGUUUAUGCAGUUGAUCAGUUCCAAAAGUUUAGUAAAGAACUACAUAAGGCCUAUACCUUCUCUUUUAUGCUGUAUAUACCAAAUGUUCAAUACAUGUACGAAGAUUAUUUUCAAGUUAUUCAACUAUGCGUAUUUUUUGCAGCACCACAGAUGGCCAUGUUUUUAUUUCAACUUUUUAAAUACUUCCUGCCCGAUCAGUGAUGUCCAUCUGGCCGAUAUUUUAAAUUGGAUUCGUGUUUCUCGGCAGUUAAUAACACAUAAUGACCUUUCGUUUUACCAGCAGUUCCUGAAAAGUGACAAAAUAAUCAUGAGCAGUCGCAGAUAUUUCAAAUAAAAACCGAUAUUGACGGU
Acanthaster planci (crown-of-thorns starfish) is the source of this 4410-nucleotide messenger RNA. RefSeq names its product WD repeat domain 45B (gene wdr45b). The record is from RefSeq and is a predicted model, not a curated record. Lineage: Eukaryota; Metazoa; Echinodermata; Asteroidea; Valvatida; Acanthasteridae. Gene Ontology annotation, molecular function: protein binding.